This is a messenger RNA of Micromonas pusilla CCMP1545, 1770 nucleotides long. RefSeq lists its product as uncharacterized. The record is from RefSeq and is a predicted model, not a curated record. Gene Ontology annotation, molecular function: flavin adenine dinucleotide binding; squalene monooxygenase activity. Lineage: Eukaryota; Viridiplantae; Chlorophyta; Mamiellophyceae; Mamiellales; Mamiellaceae. Gene Ontology annotation, biological process: sterol biosynthetic process. Bases 200 to 1681 code for a protein of 493 amino acids. Gene Ontology annotation, cellular component: endoplasmic reticulum; membrane. The transcript has 3 exons.
CCGACGCGCGAUCCCACCGCGCAUCGACGCUCCUUCCGCGUCCUCGUCCGCGUCCGCGCGCUUCGCGCCGCCCGCGGUCGUCGCCGUCGCGUCGCGUCGCGUCGCGCGCCCGUCGAUCGACGCCGCGCGCGCGUCGUCGUCGUCGUCGUUCAACCGCCUUUGAGCGCUUCUCGCGCCCGACCGAACCGCGCGGGCCGUCAUGGGACGCGGCGGCGAGGCGACCGUGUCCGGCGGCUCCGGCUUCGAGUGGGACGUCAUCGUCGUCGGCGCCGGCGUCGCGGGCGCGUCGCUCGCGUACACCCUCGGCAACGAGGGCCGCCGAGUGCUGCUCCUCGAGCGCGACCUCAGCGAGCCCGUGCGCAUCGUCGGCGAGCUGCUCCAACCCGGCGGGUACCUCAAGCUCAAAGAGCUCGGCCUCGCGCACUGCGUCGACAAGAUCGACGCGCAGAAAGUGUACGGGUACGCGAUGUACAAGGACGACGGCGAGGCGCUGGUCGGAUACCCGCUCGAGGGGCGCGGCGACGACGUCGCCGGGCGCAGCUUCCACAACGGCCGGUUCGUGAUGCGUCUCCGCGAGGCCGCGAGAGGGUGCGAUAGAGUGGAUCUACGGCAGGCCACGGUCAAGAAGCUCCUCGCGCAGGACGGCGCGGAGUGGACCGCGGAGAGCGGCGGCGUCAUCGGCGGCGUGCGAGCGGCCGUGAAGGACGGAGGCGAGGAGCGGUCGUUCAUGGCGCCGCUCACCGUCGUGUGCGACGGGUACUUUUCGUCGUUUCGCAAGAAGCUCACGCCUGCCGCGUCGCCGGUGUCGCCGUCCACGUUCGUCGGGAUCAUCAUGGAGGGCAAGCCGGAUGAUUUGCUCCCGCGGCCGGGGCACGGGCACGUCAUCCUCGGCGACCCCUCCCCGGUGCUGUUCUACCCCAUCAGCAGCAAAGAGGUGCGGUGCCUCGUCGACAUUCCCGCGCACGUCAAGAUGCCCUCCGUCGCCUCCGGCGCCAUGGCCGCGUACGUCCUCGAGAAGAUCGUCCCGCAGGUCCCCGAGAAGCUCCGCGCGCCGCUGACCAAGGCGGUGAACGAGGGCAGCUUCAAGAGCAUGAUGAACAAGACGAUGCCCGCGCAGCCGUCGCGCACCCCGGGCGCCGUGCUCCUCGGCGACGCGUUCAACAUGCGUCACCCGCUCACGGGCGGCGGCAUGACCGUCGCGUUCAGCGACGUCGUCACGAUGAAGUCCAUGCUCGCGCCGCUGCCGUCGUUCGAGGACGACGCCGCGGUUGGCGAGCGCGUCGACGCGUUCUACGCGCACCGAACGCGCCCGGCGUUGACGAUCAACACGCUCGCCAACGCGUUGUACAAAGUUUUCUGCUCGUCUGGCGACGCGAGCAUGGAAGAGAUGCGCCGCGCGUGCUUCGAGUACCUGCGCCUCGGCGGGUCGAUGUCGUCCGGGCCGAUCGCGCUGCUCGGCGGGCUGGAGACGAACCCGCUGAAGCUCGUCGCGCACUUCUUCUCCGUCGCGCUGUUCGGCGUCGGGAGGCUCAUGGUGCCGUUGCCGACGCCGGGGCGGAUUUGGAAAGGGUGCAACCUGCUCGCGGGCGCGGUGAAGAUCAUAGCGCCGAUCGCGUGGGGGGAGGGGAUCGUGCGGAUGUUCGUCCCGUCCGGGAUGCGCGAGCGGUGGGGGUACAUCUGAUGUUCUGAUGUUCUGACGCGACGCGGGGUGAGCGCGCGUCGAACGAGCGAGCGUUUGCGAAUGCGAGUGAACAACCAACUAUGAUCGUG